AUGGCACUGACUCACCCACUUCACGGACAUUACAUUCACGGAAGAUCCCCACAUGGACGUGCUGACACCGGAAUGGCAGAGAUGAACGAAUUUCUGCAGAAGGAGCGAGAUGAUCUUUGUGGUUUUCGUGGUCUGGAGCCCACCUCGCAUCUUCAAACGUUCAUCGUAAGCCUCCCGGUGACACUACGAAGUCGUUACGACGAAAUCAUGACCUCAAUGAGGAACAGUUCAGCGCAAAUUCGACUGAGCGGUCUUGACCAGACAACUGCAAAGAUGGCAGGUACAGUUCAAGCACACGAGCAGAUGAACACACUUCUCCGUGAGUUCAUCGACCACUCUACGACCGAUAUGGAGUACACAAUCAGGUUCAAUUUUCGGGUCAUUUCGAAUGCUUUCAGGGACCCAUCAGAAGUCGGAUUCGCCAGCUGCUUUCUAUACGGCCGUGAAUGGACUUUUUUCUCGUUUGAAGCGACACUGUUCGCAGUGCUGUACCUUUCGCUAGGAUCGCUAUCGCUCGCUGCUGCUACCGUAUUCUGCUUUACGCACGGCCUCAUCGGAAUCACAUCAUUGCUAUGUAAAAAUCAUCUUGUGAAGAGCAGCCUUGUGGAUCAUCGGUUUUUGAUUUGA
Messenger RNA from Ostertagia ostertagi, 627 nucleotides. The record is from the annotation of a GenBank genome assembly. Lineage: Eukaryota; Metazoa; Nematoda; Chromadorea; Rhabditida; Trichostrongylidae.